Molecule: messenger RNA, 1287 nt
Organism: Sardina pilchardus (European sardine)
Lineage: Eukaryota; Metazoa; Chordata; Actinopteri; Clupeiformes; Clupeidae
Product: neuromedin-U receptor 1-like
Exons: 4
Biological process (GO): neuropeptide signaling pathway
Cellular component (GO): plasma membrane
Molecular function (GO): neuromedin U receptor activity
Source: RefSeq, a predicted model, not a curated record
AGCCAGUGGGCGACCAACGCCAGCGAUGCCAGCGGUGCCAUCGGGGCUGCCCCCGACGCCUGCCUGAGCCUGGAGGAGUACCUCGAGUGCCACCUGGGCCCGCGGCGCUCCGCCGACUUCCUGCCCGUGUGCGUGGCGUACCUGACCAUCUUCCUGGUGGGCGUCCUGGGCAACGUCGUCACCUGCAUCGUCAUCGCCUGCAACCGCGUGAUGCGCACGCCCACCAACUACUACCUGCUGAGCCUGGCGCUGUCGGACCUGCUGGUGCUGCUGCUGGGGCUGCCCCUGGAGCUGUACGAGAUGUGGCGCAACUACCCCUUCCUGCUGGGCCGCGGCGGCUGCUACUUCAAGACCUUCCUGCUGGAGACCGUGUGCUUCGCCUCCAUCCUCAACGUGACCGCGCUCAGCGUGGAGCGCUACAUCGCCGUGGUGCACCCCCUGCGCGCCAAGUACGUGGUGACGCGUGCCCACGCCAAGCGGGUGAUCCUGGGCAUCUGGUUGGCGUCGGUGCUGUGCGCCGUGCCCAACACCAGCCUGCACGGCAUCCUGACGCUGCCGCCGGGAUCGGGCGCAGAGGGCAUCAGCGAGUCGGCCAUCUGCACGCUGGUGCGCCCGCGAUGGAUGUACAACCUGCUGAUCCAGGUGACGACGCUGCUGUUCUUCCUGUUGCCCAUGCUGACGCUGAGCGUUCUCUACCUGCUGAUUGGUCUGCGGCUGCACCGCGAGAAGAUGCUGCAGGCGCUGGAGGACAAGUUCAGCCGCGCUCGCAACCGCAGCGGAUCACCCGCGCCCACACACACACACACACACACACGCGCACAGCAGCAGAGAGCGCGCCGACGACAGGUCACCAAGAUGCUGUUUGUCCUGGUGGUUGUGUUUGGGAUCUGCUGGGCUCCAUUCCACACUGACCGGCUCAUGUGGAGCUUCAUCGAGCACUGGACGAGCGACCAGCUGAACAUCUUCCAGUACGUGCACGUCAUCUCCGGCGUCUUCUUCUACCUCAGCUCGGCCAUCAACCCCGUCCUGUACAACCUCAUGUCCAGCCGCUUCCGCGAGAUGUUCAAGGAGGUGGUGUGCCAGCGGCAGCGCUCCCAGCGGCCCGUGCCCGGCAGGAAGCAGUCGCUCAGCAUGACCCGGCUCACCUUGCGGAGCACCCUCAGUGACGGCCCACAGUGCAACACCAUCGCCAUCGCCAGGGUAGAAAACACCGUCGCCAUCGCCAGGGUAGAAAACACCAAUGCCCUCGCCAGGGUAGAAAACAACAAUGAAUCCACCUUUACCUAA